Vitis vinifera (wine grape) is the source of this 387-nucleotide messenger RNA. RefSeq lists its product as uncharacterized. The record is from RefSeq and is a predicted model, not a curated record. The transcript has a single exon. The coding region runs from base 1 to 387 and encodes 128 amino acids. Lineage: Eukaryota; Viridiplantae; Streptophyta; Magnoliopsida; Vitales; Vitaceae.
AUGAGUAUGCCCAAACGCAACAACAAAUCAUCACUGCUCAGCCGCCUGAGGAGGGCAGUGAAGAAAGUGGGCUUCCUGCUCAACUUUGGCAUCCAUAGAUGGCAUGUCGCCUCCAUGCUCCGCACUUCUUCCGAAACAAGAAGAUUCAGCUUCAAUGACAGGCCUGGCUUGAGGGGUUGCACUGAAGAUACCGACUCAGAAGAUCAGCCCGGUUCGUCGCGGGGGAUUCAGAGGACGAUCAGCGGCCCAUGCGAAGAGGAUGUUGAUAAGAGAGCUGAAGUUUUCAUAGCGAAUUUCUAUCGACAACUCCAGAUGGAGAGACAGGUUUCAUUGGAGCUCAGGUACUGCAAGGGCAACAGCUUUGAGUCAACAACAACGUCCCCAUGA